CAACACCACACAAUUUAGUGAUCAGAAAACAUUCAAACCAAAUGGUCGCGUGUAAUACGACUUAUAGUUUCGUAUACUUAAAAUUUAUAUUUGUUAGCGCUGUAUAAAAAAAAGAAGAAGAAGUUAACGUGUGGUCAUUUGAAUUUAAAAAAAAAACAUUUUUAUUGUAAUUAGAAGUCAGUGCAAUUAUCUUUUGUGCAAUUAAAUUAUGUUUACAUUUGCCUGCAAAAAGCUAGUUAAAUCAAUUGUCGUUUCACUUUGGCCUAGUUUAUUAUUAUGAUGUAUGUUUCACACCUACUUAAUCAACAGUGUCAGUAGUAAUUGUCAAUGAAAGUGGAAGAUUAAAAAAUCGUCAAUGAAUCGUCUUGCUAAGCAUUGAAAUUAAUUAAAAAGUUUUCGCGUUUUUUGCGGUGAUUAAAAGAAACGUCUAUAAAUGUGCGGAUGCCCAUUAAAUAUUCAAUAUAUAAAGAUACAGACAUCUACCUGAUUUUAACACACACAAAAUAUAACCAAACCACCAACAACUGAGUAGAAUACCACGCGGAUGUGCAAAUAUUGUAUUGUGAUUGCAAGAAAAAAUUAAACAAUUUUUUAAAGUGAAAUUUUAUGCAAAGAAAAUUAAUUUUGUGAAUUUGCUGCCAAACGAAAAAAGUAUAAAAGAAAAAUAAAGAAACCGAACUGCAUAUUUGAUGAGAAAUUAAUUAACGUCGUCGUAUCGGAUAAUGACUUCUGUAAUAUCUCAUUCAAUGGCCUGGACAAAUGAACGUUUAAAAUUCUCAUCGGCUGAAAAUGUUGGAUUAAAAACUUUAUGGAAAAUGCUGGUCUUUGAAAAUGGAAAAGAGACAUUCAGAAACAAUGACAUGCCGGAAUAUCUUACCACCCAGGACAUGCCAAACAAUAUGUCACUGUUGAAAUUCUUCGCAAUCAAUGCUCUGGAACUUAGUGCGCCAGCAAGUCCAUUACUCCUUCAACAACAACAAAGUAGUUGUUCAUCGAUACCUCCGCCCGGAUGGUUACAACUGGCUGGUCAUCCAGAAAGCAUUGCACCAGCAGAACAUGGCACAGUGAGAAAGAGAAUAUCCUGCUCAACGGACUCGGAGGCAAUCGCUUAUCUCGAGAUCAGUAAAGAUCCACAUGCCACGAAAUUAGUUCCACGAUUCAAGGGCAUUUAUGAGCACAACGGCGAAACGUACCUUUUGCUACAGGAUCUUUUGCACGGAUUCAAAGAUCCAGCUGUGAUGGACAUUAAAAUGGGCCGACGAACGUUCCUCGAAUCCGAAGUCACAAAUGAAACACUUCGACCUGAUCUGUACAAAAAAAUGGUAGCCGUAAACAGUCAAGCACCUACAUCCGACGAACAUGAACUGCAAGCGAUCACAAAGCUACGGUACAUGUUGUUCCGCGAACAGAUAUCAUCGUCCGAAUGCAAAGGGUUCCGGAUUGAAGCGCUGAAAAUGAAGGGUGCCGAACCGAUCACCAAUUUGAAGACAUGCAAAAAUGCCGGUGACAUUGAAGCGACAAUAUCAAAUUUCCUAAAUGGUCGCAAGGCUGUGACGAAAGAGCUGAUUAAACGACUUAAGUCUAUGCGGCAGCUCAUUGAAAAAUCGGAAUUCUUUCAAACACACGAGGUGGUCGGCAGCAGUGUAUUCAUUGUGUUCGAUGAAGAACGCGUCGGCGCUUGGCUGAUUGAUUUUGCAAAAGCAAGGCGACUGCCGAGUGGCAUUAAAGUGGAUCAUCGGCGACAUUGGGUGCCGGGCAAUUGUGAAGAAGGUUUACUGCACGGCAUCGAUGAACUUAUCAAAGUAUUUGAGGGUAUUUAUGCGGACCAAACCAAAGUGACUCCAUCGAAAUAUAAUUCACGAUGAGAGUGUGGGCGAUACACGAUGACGAUAUACGGUACUGAAUGGUACGAUUGUUUUGUUUUAUUUAAGAAAAGAGACUGAUUAUUUGCAAGAAUUUUUUUUUUGUUAUAUAAGUUAGUUGAUGUAAGAGAAUUCUUCACAUUAACGUAAAUUUACCAGCAAGAGUGAGAGAUGCACAAUAUAUAGCCACUUCCUCAUUUAUGACUUAACCGAUUCAAUGUUCGCUUUAUUGUUCUUUUAAUUUAAAUUUUUCUUGUGAUGUUGACUAGAAUUUUAACAGUUUUCAUACGAAGGAAUGACGGUUGAAAGUCAACAAUUUGUUCUUAUCUAACAUACCAAAUAAAUUAAAGAAGACAAACAUUCUAGCAUAACGUGCAGUCAUACAAAGGAGCUUAUAAAUACACAGAAGGCAAAACUAACUAAAUUGCUGGUUGUUGGCUGAAGCUUAUUUUUUUUGCUUUCAAUAAUUUAGUUCGUUGAAUCGAAAUUUGUUAUUUUAAAAUGCAGGGCUGUCGAAUCGAAUUUUUAAGGAAGAAAAAAACGUGUGGCUAUAAUGCAAUUGAAAUUCCUCUAUUUUUUUUCUUCAUGUUCUUCAUUAAUUCUCUGUUUAUUUAUGGAAAUGUCUUUGCUUUUGUUGAUACUUUAUUUUUCGUUUUGUUAGAUGAAUUAUUCAUUUUAUGCUUUGUGUAGAUAGAUAUGUGCUUCUAACACUAGAGAGAAAAAAAAUCGGAUUUUUAAAUCAUAUCGGAUCAAUAAAGUGUACAUUUCCAAUUCGUGUAAUUUUUUGCCUUCAAAUUAUACUAAACAGAGUUUGAAUAAAAUAGGAAAUGAAAACGAGAAUUUAGUCAAAGUUGAAAUUUUUUGUGGCCGGGAGUAACAGACUGAAAAUUUAGUUAUUUUUAUUCAAUUUUCUUCUGUUGCGUUAAAACGAUACCUACAUAGAUGUAUACGAAUAAACUAAGUAGAACGAAUCAUUAACAACAAAGGACACUGCACUUAAUUUAAUUUUUAAUAAAAUGAAAAAUUAAUAUUAAUAAAAUUAACUUAACUUAAGCGUAGAGGUAAACAAAUAAUGCGUCGAACACUCAGAUAUAAAUUUUUACUUCGAAAUAGAGAAAUUAGAAUU
Molecule: messenger RNA, 2988 nt
Organism: Bradysia coprophila
Lineage: Eukaryota; Metazoa; Arthropoda; Insecta; Diptera; Sciaridae
Gene: IP3K1
Product: inositol-trisphosphate 3-kinase-like protein
Biological process (GO): inositol phosphate biosynthetic process; phosphatidylinositol phosphate biosynthetic process
Cellular component (GO): nucleus; cytoplasm
Molecular function (GO): inositol hexakisphosphate kinase activity
Source: RefSeq, a predicted model, not a curated record